Xenia sp. Carnegie-2017 is the source of this 2815-nucleotide messenger RNA. Its product is annotated as dynactin subunit 2-like. Bases 706 to 1692 code for a protein of 328 amino acids. Lineage: Eukaryota; Metazoa; Cnidaria; Anthozoa; Malacalcyonacea; Xeniidae. Gene Ontology annotation, cellular component: dynactin complex; centrosome; nucleoplasm. Gene Ontology annotation, biological process: mitotic spindle organization; positive regulation of DNA-templated transcription. The record is from RefSeq and is a predicted model, not a curated record. Gene Ontology annotation, molecular function: ubiquitin-protein transferase activity; zinc ion binding. The transcript is spliced from 4 exons.
UUUAAUUGCAAAUCUUUCCUUAAAGUCCCUGCCAAAAUUAAGGACAACUUGAGAUGAAUAAAGAUAAUGCAUGCUCAGGUAUUCAGCUAUCCUUGCCUAUGGCCACUAAAGAAAGUAGAUCACGAUAGACAGAACUCAAGAAUAUAAGAUAAAAUAUAAUCCGAAAAAUCUAGGACAUCUUGCAAAGUUAAAUUCAAGUUAUAAAGCAAAACAAUUCAAACUGUAUUAUUUCGGCUUUAUUUUAAAACCAUUAUCAGACAGAAUGAAAAACUUGUCUUGUUUUAUAACUUGAAUUAAAUUUCACAAGACUUCCUUGUUUAGAUUAUGUUAGAUUUUUCUAUUUAAUAAAACUGUCGUCUGGUGAAGGAUUACGGCUCAUGACUGUUAUAUAUAAUGUCAUAAAUGUGAACAAGUCGACAAGAAAAGUACAGUUUAAGACAGCGGCAUAAUUGGCUGGGUAUCAAGGUAUCACCCAAAUUAGGCGGGAGCAUACAUUGUAUCUGGUGUUUGUUUUGUUAUGUGUUAUGUCUACCCGCGUUCUUGUUGUUAUGUGGUUAUGUGUUAUGUCUAUCCCGCGCUAUGUCUAUCCCGCGUUCUAUACACGUUCUUGUUGGUUGUAUUGCUUUCUCUAUGACGUGAUCUUUGAAAUGUUUAGAGCCUUUAGGCUGAAGACUAUUACCUAUUUUAUUCAUAAAAAUAUCCGACAUGGAAGGACAGUUUUGUGAAGAGAAAAAUUCGAGCAGCGUACACAACACCGAUGAAAGAUUGAUUAGAAUUUUACAAAGACUAAUGUAUAUGGGCUCCUUCAGUAAUGAAAGAGUGAUCGGUGAUGACUCUCCAGCUCAAUCGAAUGUGAAUGAUGAUCUCACAAAACCUGAGAUCACAGAACCGGUGGAAUUUACUGCCUCUACCCAUUGUAUGGUUAAGCGACUUCAAGGAUCACAUUCUUGCAUCACGUCUAAUGUAAACACAGGCAGGCCAAAGACUGAGCAAGCUUGUGUCAGUAGACAUUCGCACCUACUUAAGAACGAUGAUGGAAGAAGAACUCAGCAGGAAAUGUCUUUUUCAAAAACUCAAGAAAAGGCAGAAGACGCUUUACACUUCAGCCAACAGGCGAGGAUGAAUGACUUAUCGAAUGAACGUAAGGUGCCUAUAUUUUUGUCAACCCUGCAUGGUGAUGCAGUUCCAGAAAGCCCCAUCGAACAACCCCAACACACCAACAAGAUGGCCCCGCCAUCGUAUGAAAGCUCGCAUCACGACAUGUUGUGUAGAGAUGUUUUAUCUGAUUUAAAGUGUGCCAUGUGUCAUCGGCAAUAUAUUGAGCCUCGACUACUUCCAUGUCUACAUAGCUUUUGCUUAGGAUGUCUGGAAGAUGAGGUAUCUCACCGAACAGAAAAUUGGAUACGCUGUUUAAAAUGUCAAAAAGAUUUCGAGGUUGAUAAUGUUAAUAGUUUACCUCCAGACAUUUUCGUCAAUACGUUGCUUGACAGAGCUGCACUUGAGCGUUUUGAAUUGGAACCUAUUUUCUGCAGUAACUGUGACGACAAAUUACCAGCGACUGUUCGCUGCCUCGACUGCAUGGAUUAUCUUUGUUCAACAUGUCACGUAGCCCAUCAUCGAUUGCGUUUAACUAAAGGUCAUCAGGUGGGAUUACAUUUCUUGUUAAAUCAUUUUGGAUUGAUGCCAUUAUAGGAUAUUGCAUAGGAAUAGUUUUGAAAUAUGCAGCAAAAGAAUCUAGCAAGGAAAUGUUAGUUUUCACAACUUUGCCAACUUUUCAAUAAAAAGACGUCACGUACCCAAAAAAAAUAUGAGGGGGAAAUGCUAAAGAUAUGGUGAAUAGUCUUUUAAGAAAAAGGUUAGAACUUAGUUCUGCCUUGCGAUUUUAUUGUUGAGUUUUGCAACUAAAAUGCGUUCUUUCGUCAAGAGAUUAUUACAGUAAACAUACUACAAAUCUAAACAAUGUGGGCAUCGUUGUCCUCUCGUGUUCUGGUCUACCGAUAAGUUUUUCUUCCUGUUAAUUUUGAAUUGUUAAUUUUGGCUCUGUUUACAACAACUGGCACCUGCUAGUACUGUUGAUUUGUACAUCUGCGACUAGCACCUUGCGUGUUAACUUAGCACAAGCGAAGGUGUAAUUUAAACACCAAUAUCAAAACUUUAAAAUUUUUAGACGCUAAAUCAACAUUUUUGCCGUUUUAUAGUGUUAAAUCAGCGCCCACAUCAGAACUAAAAUAAUAUAUAUGCUUCUUUUAUCACCAACAUAAGGCGUACGUUAGCACUAGUAUAAGUUAAUUUUUAGCACCUCAAAAUCAACAGUGUUGCAUUCAGUGUUUUGUUUCUUUGUUCUCAAAGCCCUUGUUUUUCAGGGGAAAAGACAUACUUCCCUCCACAAUGUAUUAGUGGCUUUUUUAAUUAUGCUAGUUUUGAAAUAAAUUGAACGGUUUGAAUCCGGGAGAAUCGUUACAUGUGUGUGGAUGUAGAUCGUCCAGGUUAGUAGAGUCCUGGGCAGGAGUGGAUACAGGUUGAUGUUACUGAUGCUAGUGCAUCAGUCAGAUUUUCAGAUAUUGCGCAAUCUUCGUUAUUCCAAAAAACGGUCAAAAGUGAAAUAAAUCGGCAAAAAUGCAUACAGUUCACCCUGUGCAUUUCUAGUGAAUUUAUUUAAUACUGUUACGUUAAGAAAAUAGACAUUUAUGUAUGAUUGAAAAACUUAAACGAAGUAAUACAGAAAUGAAAACAGAUAGUCCGAUAUGUAAAGAGUGACAUUUCAAAUCUUAGAAGACAAAGAUUUAAAUUUAUAAAUAUAUUUACUCACUCGGAA